Staurois parvus is the source of this 398-nucleotide messenger RNA. The record is from the annotation of a GenBank genome assembly. NCBI's taxonomy places the organism in Eukaryota, Metazoa, Chordata, Amphibia, Anura, Ranidae.
AUGCAGACUGCUUCUACAAACAUUUGUGAAAGAAUGGCAAUAAGUCCAUCUGUGAAAUUUCCUUGCUACUAAAUAUUCCACAGUCAACUGUUAGUGGUAAUAUAACAAAGUGGAAGCAACUGAGAACAGCAGCAACUCGACCAUGAAGUGGUAGGCCACGUAAAAUGACAGCAUGAGGUCAGCGCAUGCUGAAGCGCACAGUGCACAGAAGUCGCCAACUGUCUGCAGAGUCAAUAGCUAAAGACCUCCAAACUUCGUUUGGCCUUCAGAUUAGCACAACAACAGUGUGUAGAGAGCUUCAUUUAUUGGGUUUCCAUGGCCAAGUAGCUGCAUGCAAGCCUUACAUCACCACAAUGCAAAGUGUGGGAUGCAGUGGUAUAAAGCACGCCACUGGACUC